AUGGAUCGAGAUCGGGGGCACGAUCCCGUCGCCGAUCACGCCACCCGUCCCCCGCGACUCGAUGCCGUCGCCCAUCGCCCCCGGCGCAGCCUGGAGGACCACAUCGCCGGAGCCCUGCGCCGCCACGACUCCGUCGACGCACGUCGUCCCCAUCCUCCUCCUCGCCAGACCACCUCCCCGGAGCACCACCGCCUCAACCUCGCCCGUCCUCGUCCUCCUCCCCGAGCCUGCAUACGCACAUCUGCAGGGCCCAGUGAGCCGCCGUCCUUCCCCCUUUUUCCUCUUUGCCCAGCGCGGUUCGCCGCGCACGUGACACGCCCGCGCGCCCGACUCCGCGCCCACCCGACCCUGACCGCCUCCCUCGUGCGCUACCCCGUCCACCACGGCCUCGCUCGGCACGCCGUCUCCCUCCUGCCCUUGCCUCGCCGGCACCCCCGCGGGCCCCUCUACUCGUGCCUAGCCGCCACGCUCGGCGCCCUGCUGCGCCGAAGGUCGCACCCGCAGCCACGCGUACCAUGCCGUCGUCACACUCCGCGCCUCGCCUCUGUUGGUCCGUCGCCGCGCCACCGCGCUAGACCGCACCUGCCCGCGCCCUUCGCCCCGAUCCACCGUGCCGUUGCCGCGCGCCGCCUGCCCCCCUACUUGCCGCUUCGCUGCUCGUCUGCUCCAGCGCGCCCGCAGACCCUGCCACUCCCCUCCUCCUCUGCCACCGGCCCCGCGCUGCUCCACCACCGCAGCGCCCCGCUGCUCCUCCGCCGCCCGGUGCCCGCUGCCGGUGCUCGCUCCCGCAUCGGCGCCCGUUCGGGCUGGGCGCCAGCGCCACUACGCCCGCACGCCCUAACCCGCUAG
Molecule: messenger RNA, 849 nt
Organism: Aegilops tauschii subsp. strangulata
Lineage: Eukaryota; Viridiplantae; Streptophyta; Magnoliopsida; Poales; Poaceae
Source: RefSeq, a predicted model, not a curated record